AUGGCCUCGAAGCCUGAGAAGAGGGUCGCCUCGUCUGUCUUCAUCACACUGGCACCCCCGCGUCGGGAUGAGGCUGUGGCCGAGGAAGUGAGGCGGGCAGCUUGCGAGGCCCGGCCUGGCCGCUCCCGGGAGCCCCCUGCUCCCACCAAGGCACCCGGGGCUGGCUCGGCAGGGAGGCCCAGCCUUUGGACUCCACCUGCCAAGGCCGCAGCCCCAGGGCCAGCUGUACCAUCUCAGCUCUCCAAUGGAGACGUCUGUGCCUUCUGCCACAAGACCGUGUCCCCCCGAGAGCUGGCCGUGGAAGCCAUGAAGAGGCAAUACCACGCCCGGUGCUUUACGUGCCGCACCUGUCGCCGCCAGUUGGCCGGGCAGAGCUUCUACCAGAAGGACGGGCGGCCCCUCUGUGAAUCCUGCUACCAGGACACUCUGGAGAAGUGUGGCAAGUGUGGCGAGGUGGUCCGGGAACACAUCAUCAGGGCCCUGGGCCAGGCCUUCCACCCCACCUGCUUCACCUGUGUAACCUGUGCCCGGUGCAUUGGCGACGAGAGCUUUGCCCUGGACAACCAGAAUGAAGUGUACUGCCUGGACGACUUCUAUAGGAAAUUCGCCCCUGUGUGCAGCAUCUGUGAGAACCCCAUCAUCCCUCGAGACGGGAAGGAUGCCUUCAAAAUCGAGUGCAUGGGGAGGAACUUCCAUGAAAAUUGCUACAGGUGCGAGGACUGCAGGACCCUCCUGUCUGUGGAGCCCACAGACCAAGGCUGCUACCCGCUGAACAACCGUCUCUUCUGCAAGCCAUGCCACGUGGAGCGGAGUGCUGCAGGGUGCUGCUGA
Molecule: messenger RNA, 831 nt
Organism: Puma concolor (puma)
Lineage: Eukaryota; Metazoa; Chordata; Mammalia; Carnivora; Felidae
Source: RefSeq, a predicted model, not a curated record